UCAUUUGCAUAUUCGUGUUUUCAUUGGCUGAGGCCGGUGAAGGAAUGACGCCUUUAUAGCUGCUGUAAUCAAUUUUGAUGACAUCAUUCUGCACUUCUCAUCAGAUUUUCUGUCUAAUCAGAUGAUGUUUCGAAUCUGAAGAGUCCUUACGUCACGUUGGAACGACUACGGAAAACCAGCUAUUCUCCCGUAGUCGACGGUUACGGUAGAACAUCACGAAGUAACAGUUAAAGUCGUGCAUGUGCAAUACGUCUGCGAAACACUAUCGGCUAUUUAAAAGGAGGGCGGAGCCAGUCUACGUCCCGCCCCGACUUCCUGUUUGAAUGGAAAUUGCGUCAACACAUGAAAUAAUGGGUAACGCUGCACGUUUCAAGGCACUUCACGGGGACUUUAUAGUAACUGUAAAUGGGUAGAAAGGAUAACGUGUCGUCGUUUGAUCGAUUUAAUUAAAAAAAAAAAGAAUGUUGGAAAACUGCUGUGGUGUAAGAGGAAUAAAACACUUCAGAUUGUACCGUUCGAGGAAAGCGGUCACCUUCAGGAUGGAUCGGAUCACUUCACGAUGGCUUCGAUUAUUUACGCGCCCAAGUGUUUUAUUGCUUUCAUGUACAGAAGUGUGAAAAGUGGGGGGUUUUUUUUUUGCACGUUUUUUUUUUCCUUCCGAUUUGCAGUCACCCUUAGGAAAAACAAGUCCGUACGGUGAAUUCAUACAAUCACGUAUAUGUUUAAAGGAAACCUUAACGAUCUCAAUGAAUUGAAACUGAAAUUCACACCACGGUUCAGAUCUGUGACUACUACUUCCUUCACGCUAAUUUUCUUUUUUUUUUUUUUCUUUUCUUGUUUUCAGCUGUCUUGAGAGGCCAGCUCGUCUUCAUCUCAGACGUCACGCUAACAAACACGAGUCGAAAUGUUUGACGACUUCUUCCAUCAAAUCGAAACAGAGCUCGGGCCACUAAACUCGGACUGGUUUGAGGAGUUGACUGUGAGAGCCUCCGAAAAUGGACGUGAUGACUCCACCGUCGUUGAACACGACGCCUCGGCACAUAAGGACAACGCCGUUUUCAGCGCUCCGGCUAAGACGCCGGUCUCGGACAGUCAGAUGUGUUCAACACCCAGAAUAUUUAGGUGUAGAAGACCACGUCCUGCUGCGUCAGGUCUCGAAGAAUCUCCCGAUUCAGGGCUGCAGAACUUGUUUCCUGUUCCACCCGGUGCAGAAUCAAGCCCGUGUCUGUUCGGCUUAGCUAAAGACAGCCAGCGGUUUGAGAAAGACUGGGGAUCACUAAAGACAAGCGCAUGCUUGGAUCUACUUGACACACCGACGGGAUUAACAACACAAGCGUCGUCCGCACAGCGCAUCUGCGAGAGCCUCGGAGCUCAGUUAAAUCCUGAUCUAUCUUGGAGCAGUUCCUUUAACACACCAUCAGCGUUGACCCCCACGGUUAUUUUGUCCAAAACGGAAGGCCAGUCUUCACCAGGAAGUUUUCUCAGGGACAAAGAAGUCAUUAUUGUACGAAAGCUGUUUCCGUCACUCUCAAAAGGCACGGAAUCAACAUCCGCAUGUACAUCCAAUGCACAACACAACGACACACUAACAGACGGGAAUGUCCAGGCAGAAGAGCAAAAAUCUGAUUCAUCCUCUGACAAUAUAGAAGGCAUUUGGAAGCAGACGGUACCGGACGCGAUAAAGGACGACAACGUGCGGAACACAGUGGAGAGGGUGCUUAACGGCGCCGAGGACGUGCUGUCCUUCUUGUUCACCAACAGCAGCUCAGCCCUGCGAAGGGUUAAAACCAUGGAAAGAAAAAAGAGAGUGAACGGCGUCUCUAAGGACGUAAAGUCAAAUCCUAUGACGCUAGAUUGCGCUACAGGUUGUAUAUCGGCAUCGAAGCCAGACACCGUCACAGCUGUCGCAAGUUUAAAGUCCCCUUUAUUUUCAAAUCAGCUUAAUAAUAAUAAUAAGGAUUUCACACAGUGGACUCCUCUGAGUUUAUCCGACGUCCCAGACUCUAAGUGUAUCUCUGAACUAUCAAGUAAACACACGAGUCCUCAUGUAGACUCCUUACGACAGAGGUUCUCUCCCGAUUCGUGCCACGAGAAGUCUCAAGGGCGAAGUUGUUUAUCGGACUCGUCUCCAGGACUUACCUUCUCGAGAAAACCCAGGAAGUUCGUGUAUCGAGUGCAAAAUUCGGAAAGUAAGAGAACGCCCAGCGUCACUGGUACGAGUUUUCUCGAGCGGGAUCAUCCUGCGAGUCUUAACAUGGAUCAUGACCUUGAUACGACCCAGCUUUGCCAAGCGUUCGCAGAGGAUUUCAGUCAGGAAGCGAACGUGUUAAACUCACCACCCAGAAGUGCACAGAGCAGCCACGACGGUGUCUUAACGCCGGCUUGCGCAGCAAUAGAAAUGAGCGAAGUGCGGCGUGAAACAGAAUCUGUGGUACGUUGUGAAGGCCUUGCCGAGCACCAGGAAGCAGAAAUAAUCCGUUUAACAAACACACCAUCUGUCGAGAGCACAAACCGUGACAGUGGCUAUCCGACAGUUUGUUCUGGUUUUAGCCUGGAAACUCCGCCACCUAGUGACACUGAACAUAUUCAUUCCGGUUUUAAAACAGCAAAUAAUAAGAUUAUCGCAAUACCUCUUGAAGCUGUAAUGAAAGCUAAAGCAGCAUUAGACGAAUCCGUAGAGCACACGACAUGUACGGGCGCUUCAAGUGUAACCGAAGCAAUGAAAGCAGGUACAAAACAGUACAAAUCUUACAAACCUGUUACAGCAAACGCUGCCCGAGAGAAAUCGCUUUCGGGAAGCUAUCACCGUGGAUACGGUGAAGCCGGAAGAGAGACCUCUGACGGAAGCGUUUCAAGGUCCGAGGCAGCCGCAGAGAAUGUUCCUAGCACGUUCAUGUGCCAAACAAACGAAUCUGGCUUCAACACGGCAUCUAACAAAAGUAUCACAGUCUCACGUGCGAACCUCGAGAAAGCCAAAGACGUGUCCACGGAGUCGGAUGAAGAGACGUUUGAUCCGUGUCCGUCAAAUAACGAGCUGCAGGUCUGCGAUGUAAAAGAUGCCAGGCCGUCUAAACCUUCACGACGUUCCACUGGUGACGACCACGGCGGUUCGUCUUUGACCGCUUCGCAAAGAGCGGACGUGACGGAGCUGUGCAUCAUGUUGGAAGAGACCGGCAGCCAGGAUGAGUUUACACAGUUUAAACCCACAAAGAUUGGCUCAAAGUGUCCAGAUAGCAUGCCGUUUGAGAGAGAGUGGGAUCCUGAGCUACUCGCUGGUAUUGACUUUGAUGAUAGUUUUAACUGCGAUUUAACUGUGAAGCAGGUGUCAAACAAACAUCAGCCCAAGGACGUGCGUCAGACAUCAGACAUGCCUGCUUCGGUCCCAAACAGUCUGACGAACGGAGACGUGGCUGUUCAAAGUAUAAACGCUAGGAAGUCAUGCCGUGUUCCAUGGGAAAUGCCAAAUAUGGCCGAUGAGAGUCUGCAAGAAAAGUCUUUUUGUUCUGGCUUUAAAACUGCAAAGGGAAAUGCUGUGACCGUCUCGGAGAAAUGUCUGAGCAAGGCAAGAAGCCUUUUUGCAGAUAUAGAGUCCACCGAAGGACACUUUGGUCUCCAGAGUGACUGCAAAGCAGAUCUGGUUAAACAAAAGGAAAGACAGUCAAGUGACCACCAGGACAUUGCCAUGGAAUCUGUGCUUGAACUAAAGCCAAGGUCAAAUCUGUGUAACGGAGACGCAAGCUCGAUAACGAAAGACGCUGAAACGUGCGAACAAACGUGUAGCGAAGCAAAUCUGGAAACACAAGGAACUGUAGUAGAGAAACCAGAUUUAAUGGGCAACUUUGGAUUUACUACUGCUGCAGGAAAGGAAGUAAAGGUCUCAGAAAAAGCUCUUCAAAAUGCAAAGAAACUCCUAAACGAAUUUGCAAAGGACAAAGAAACCAAGCACGAUAAUUCCCCCGCAAAAACCAAAGCCACCACUUGGACUUCAGUCCAAAAUUCUUCUAACGUGUUGGAAGAUGUACUUCAUGAUCCAAAGACGUCUGAUGGAUCUUUACCAAAAGGUGGGAAAGAACACCCUUUUGAAAACAGCCCUGAGAUAAAACAGGCAACGAGUCCUCCGAGUCCUCGGUCCGUGGACGGUAACGGGUUUAAAACGGCCAGCGACAAAGGAGCGUCUGUCUCGGCGAGCGCGAUUCAGAAAUCAAAACCCAUUUUCAAAGAUCUCGAUGACAGCCCGAGAAGCCCGGAUGAAACCAAGUCAACGGAAGAGAAUACAAAACCGGACGUCGAAGGAGAUGCAGGCCAGCACGCGUUUGUUGGCGGAUUCAAGAUGGCAAGUGGUAAAGGAGUGAGCUUUUCUGAAAAAGCGUUUAUGAAAGCCAAGACGUUCUUUCAAAAUCGUGAUCCUGAUCGCAUGGAUAUUUCUCAAGUAAAAGGAGACGACACAAGUGUGAUGGAUGACUGUGGCUUCGAGGCGGUUGCGGGAAACGCGGUGCGCUUGCCAGGAAUAGACAGUCUGAACAAAGAGACGUUAAAGAAAGACUCCACAGAUUUGAAUAAAUAUGUCCAAAGGAAAUUCACUAAAACCUCCACUGAGACUCUUCAAGCACCAUCUGGCUGUGGUUUCAGUACAGCAAGUGGUGCUGUGGUGUCCGUUUCAGCCGAAGCACUUCAGAGAGUUAAAGCUAUGUUCGAUUAUUCAAAUGCUGCUUCACCUGGUGAAAGGAGAUUGGAAAUAUCAGAAGAGAAGAAUACUUCCAGAAACGAGACGGGAAAAACCUGCGGCUUUACUACUGCGAGUGGAAGGAAAGUUGCCAUUUCUGAGAAAGCCCUCCAGAAAGCAAAGAGUCUUUUUACUGACUGUGAUGUGGAUGGAUUCGGACCUGAUCCCUGUAAUUCAUCAGCUGCAAAGACAUCAGCAGCAAGUCCUGAGCGUACAAGAUUACCUUUCAACACUGCCAGUAAGAAGCACAUUGCACUGUCAGAAAGGGAGCUGAAUAAAAGUAAAGACGAGUUUGUUAGUUGUGACGACGUUUCAGUCGAGAACCCGUUAACCAUACAGACCAGGCAACGCGAUAGCCGUAAUCGCGAAGCUUUGAGUAAUACGACGGAAAGCGUUCCAGCUAACGCUGGAAAAUCUGCAGGGAGAUACGAGAACACGAUGAACGGAGGCCCAAAGGCUGAUCGCUUAGGAUCAGGAACUUGUGGUUUUAGCACAGCCAGCGGAAAAGGCGUUAGCGUGUCGGAAUCGGCCCUCGCGGUAGCUUUUGAGAUGUUUAGAGAUUGUGAUGCACAAUCAGUUCCUAACGGACAGUGCAAAGUUACCAGUGGAGGUCCGUUUGCAAAUAUUGACAAAACAGCGGCUGUGCCAAACACCAAAGCCACCAGUCCAUCUCUCCCAUCACAGGCCACACGGGAUAAUCCUUCCCUGCUGAGCCGCCAUUCUUUAAAUCUCGAUGGAUGCACUGUAACCCAGCGAAAAUAUUUCGAGCAAGAAGCGAUGGCUUGCACUAAAGCACUUUUAGAGGAUGAGCUCAACGAGGACGGUUUGUCGAGUAGCUCGGACAGUGGCAUUAGGCAAAGGCCUCCCGUGCUUCAGGAGGGAUGCUUGGAGGUGAACGCAGGAAUACGAAAACGGACCUCAGAUGACAAGAGUUUGACAGGUCAACCCCCUUUGAAGAGAAGACUUGUGUCAGAGUUCGACCGGAUCUCGGAAGACAGGACAGCCUGCGCUCCAGUGAAAAGCAGCCCCAAUGGCACACUGAGAGACAGAAGAGUCUCCACAUACAACUUCAAGCCCAAUAUCACUUAUCCAUCCAGGAAUGUUGUGGACCAAACCUCAGCCGACCCAGAUCACCAGAAAAGGAGACCGUCAGACUCCAAGGCUCCAGUGUUUAUGCCCCCAUUUCGAAAAAAUCUUCAGGUUGAGAUGCCUAAAAACUGUGUUCCUACAGCUGUGGCCCAGGUUCCCAGUGUGUUUGUUCCUCCCAUUAAAAAGAAAGAUGCGUCAGGUAGCGUUUGUGUGAAGGUUAAGGCUUCACCGCAGAUUUCUGGCGAUUCCGCAGCAAUCACAAGCUCUAGUUGUGAAAUCGGCAGGAAUCACUCGGUCGGGAAAGCAGAGGACGGGAAAGCCGCGGCGGAAACCGAGAGAGAGGGGAUGUUGGAGAAUCACACCACUGAUCCUUGUGAAACGAAAGUUAUUUGGCAGCACUCCUUGGAGUUAGCGCAAGACGUGCAGAACAUGAGAAUCAGAAAAAAGACGCGCCAGAGAGUUCGACCUCUGCCUGGCACGUUUUAUCUGGCUAAGACGUCCGGGGUGAGCAGAGUUUCCCUGAAAGAGGCUGUAGGAUACAAGUGUCCUGAGCUACACACGGUAGAACAGCUCUAUCAGCAUGGUGUAUCCUUCAAAGUGUCCCAGACAACCAGCGAGAAUGCCGAGUCGUUCCGAUUCAGCUGCGAUGAGUUUUUCAGACGUGAGGCUCUCGAAGAGAGUGGAGGGGUUCAGCUGGCUGAUGGAGGGUGGCUGAUUCCAGAUCACAGGGGAAUGCUGGGUAAAGAGGAGUUCUACAGAGCCUUGUGUGAUACUCCUGGUGUCGACCCCAAACUGAUCAGUGAAGCAUGGGUGUAUAACCACUAUCGGUGGGUCGUGUGGAAACAAGCCUCCAUGGAAAGAGCCUUCCCUGAAGUGAUGGGUGGUCGGUGUCUCACUCCAGAGCAGGUGCUCCUGCAGCUCAAACUCAGGUACGACGUUGAGGUGGACCACAGUCGAAGAUCAGCCCUGAAGAAGAUUACGGAGAGAGACGACACCCCAGCCAAGACCAUAGUGCUCUGUGUGUGUGGAAUCGCCAAACGCGAACACAGUCCAGUCAGGUCAGAGGAGGCCACCGACCCCGCACGUCCAAAGCCCGAGUCGCCUGCUGCGGUCGUUUGGCUUACCGACGGCUGGUAUUCCAUUAAAGCGCUGCUGGAUGCUCCUCUGUCUGCCAUGCUGCGAAAGGGCCGUCUCAGAGCGGGCGUGAAACUUUUGAUCCACGGAGCAGAGCUGAUCGGCUCUCAGGACGCCUGUCCUCCUCUAGAGGCUCCCGAUUCACUCAUGCUCAAGAUUUCGGCCAACAGUACGAGACGAGCUCGCUGGGACACCAAGCUUGGCUUCCAUAAAGACCCUCGACCCUUUCCUCUGUUGCUUUCAUCACUGUAUGCUAAUGGAGGAGUGGUGAGCUGUGUGGACAUCAUCGUGUUGCGGAUUUACCCAGCGCAGUGGAUGGAGAAGAAGCCAGGUCCGGUCUUUGUGUUUCGCAACGAGCGAGCCGAAGACAGAGAGGCUGCACGCUACAACAGCACCAAACAGAAGACCAUGGAGCUCCUGUUCUCCAAAAUACAAGCCCAGAUUGAGAAAGAGGAAGAAGAAAAGAAGAAAACCUGGAGAUGCAGAAGUUUUAGUCUCCAUGAGAUUAAGAACCUGCAGGAAGGGGAGGAGCUUCAUGAAGCAAUGGAGAGUGAUCCAGCUUUUGUUGAGCCCCAUUUAAGCUCAGAACAGGUGAGAGCUGUGAGUAGCUACAGACGAGCGUUAACCGAAAGGAAGAGAGCUGAGCUACAGGAUCGGGUGCACAAGGCUACGCAGGAGGCCGAGGGGGGCUGCGCUAACCGCGACGUUACUCCCGUCUGGAAACUCUCCAUCGCUGACUCGAAUGAUUUGUACAGCAGCUGUGUAUACACACUGAAUAUCUGGCGGCCCUCGGCGGAGUUGCGCUCCGUACUGAGAGAGGGCUGCAGAUACAAGGCUUAUCAUCUGGCCACAUCGGAGACCAAGAAACACUCCGGAACGUCCAACAUCCAGUUCACCGCCACCAAGAAAACCCAGUUUAAGGACAUUGAGGUUUGCCCAGAAUGGUUAAGUCUGCAUUUUCCUGCAAGACAAUCAGCGAAAUUCAGAGAUCUCCAGAGCCCCGGAUUCAGCUCUCCAUGUGGAGAAGUCGACAUCGUGGGAUAUGUGAUCUCCAUCUUGGACAGACAAGGUACGUCUCCUGUGUUGUACUUUGUGGAUGAAAAGUUUGACUUUGUCUCCGUGAGGCUCUGCAGCAGCCUGGCUCUUCUCGCUCUGGAGGACCUGGUAAAGCCAUUAGCUCUACUGACUGUAAGCAACCUGCAGCUCCGACAGCAGUCUGGCCCACUCCCCAGCCUUUAUGCUGGAGAACAAGCACUGUUCUCUACAAACCCUAAAGAAGCCCACUUACAGGAAGCUGUUUCUCGUCUGAAGACGUUUGCUGAGGAUUAUGAGCAUUUCUUCAUAGUUGCUGAAGAGAAGCUCUCGAACCUGAUUCCAGAAGGUUUCUCGAACUCUCGCGAGUCCCAAAGAACUCCAGGUUUACCAUCCGGGCCAAAACCAAGCGUCAGAAAUAACGUUACACCCCUUCAGACAAGCCGAGUUUUCUCCCCUUUCACCCCAGUGACCAAAAGAACCCCUGUAGCAACUGGAAACUCGGACACCAAGGACCCCAAGAGUGUGAAAAGGAAGCGUGGUAUUGAAUACCUGUCGCGCCUCCAAAACCCAGCACCCACCCUCGUUCCUCUGGGAAUGGUCCGUUCUCCCAGAGUCAGCAAGACCUUUAACCCUCCCAGGAGGUGCGAGACUCCUCGUAAUCCCCAGACAGUUCUAACUCCACCAGCACAGAACAAGCAGUGGGUGAACGAUGAGGAACUGGCCAUGAUAAACACACAAACACUACUAAAGAGGUAGUUGAUGCAGGAAUGGCAGCAGGAAGAUGCUGUUCCUGUGUUGUGGCCAUUUUGUUUGUAUAUAGUCCAUAUAUGGUCCAUAUAUUUCUACUAAAUACUGUGUACUACUGAGAUGACUUGAAUAUUGCACAAGAGAUGUUCUCUGUAAUCUUAUUACUGUGUCGUUUUGCCAGUUUCUUAAAAAAAAAAAAAAUAAUAAUAAUAAAUGUUCAUUUAUUUUUUUAAGUAUGUUUAUCGUUCAACCCCUGGGGAAACUUGUGAAGCAGCCUUGCGUUGGAGUUUUAAUUGAAUUAUUCACAUUUGGUGCUACUACCAUGAUUGAAACACUAGGGGGCAGCAAAACCUAUGCAUUCGUCUCUGGACCUCACACGGUAGGUAGUUCAAUUAAUAACAAAUUGUCAUGACGAAUCAUUUACCUGUUCAGACUAGUGAAUCGGACGCUGUACUUAUGUAUGUUUUUAGUGAAAAUGAAAUGAAUGAAUAUAGAUUCGCUUCGAUGUGGAUGCUUUUGUGCUGUCGGUGUUUUGCCAAGCCAAAUAGUGCCAAGAUAGAUGUGGAAGUGUUAUCUAGGGGGGGGUGGAAAUGUUGGGUAUUCAAACAUAUUUAGCUUAGUACAAAGAAUAAAAUAAAUAAAUACAGAAUCUACACUACAGCAGCCUUUGCUCUAUAUAGCAAUGUGUUCCUUUUUUUUUUUUUUUUUUCCAGGAUUGAGGAACAGCCCCAUAAUCUACUGCCUCUGCAAAAACGGUCUUCGAAAACCGCAGGCAUGUCAGUUCGAAGUCCACAGUCUCAGUUAACAGCCACCAUUGGCCUCUCUCCGCAGUUGUUCAGUUUAGCAUCUGUUAUCUCAUUUUAGAGAAAAUGACAUUCUAUUCUAAGUAGUGUAUUGCUUGGUUAUAAGGAAAGAAGAAGGAGAGGUAAAAAAAAAAAAAAAAAACACUCUACAUUUGUAAUGAAUGAUCGCAUCCUCUACAUUCCAAAGUUGACUUGGCUGAAAUGUCUGCCUGAGAUCAGCUCUGAAAAUACUUGUGACCGCUAAUGAGAAAGUACUGCAGUUUUUUUGUUGUUGUUUUUUUUUUUUGUUGUUUUUUGGAAGAUCCCUUGAAAUGUGUGUGGUUUUGUUUUUUUUUUUUUUGGUUUUUUUUUUUUUAAAUUUGGAAGUAUUACUAGUCAGAUUCAGACAGUGACCAUGAAAUGAGGCAUGUAGGACAGAUUUGUUAUUUUCAGUUUUUCAAUAUUUCAACGGUUAAUGUUGCGUGUCUCUCCACUAAAAAUUUCAGAGGUCGUUUCAUCAGCCUCUCUCCUGUGAGCCAAUAGAAACCGAGUGGGUGGGACUUUGGGGUUUUUUUCCGGUAAAUUCAUUAUUAAGUAGCAUUAAAUAAUAAUAAUAAUAAUAAUAGCAAUAGCUGUCCUGUCCACCAACAUGCACUAGGGUUUUUUGAGGUAAAAUAUCUAUAUAUUUUUUUUUAAUGAAUGUAAAUGAUUAGGUUAAUCACAUGGACUUUCCUGCAACGUCUGAGUCAUUUCAAGCUGCAGGUUUUAAAGGCGUUUUUUUAUCAAAACACCUUUCCUAAGAUAGCUUGCACAAUAGAGAACAGACUAAUAACACCCUUUGGAAUUUCAUCUCAAAUCUCACUCAGCAUAGGAGCCCUCAAAAAAUAUAAAACCCUAACAGACUUACAAAAAGCACUUUAUUUAUUUAUUUAGUUAUUUAUUUAUUUUUAUUCCUCUUUAAGCUGCUUUAAUCAAUGCACUUAGUCUACCACUGACUGUUCACUCCUGUGGUUCUGCUGAAUGAAUCUGAAAUGUUAAAAUGAGCCAGUUGCCAGACACUCCCCCUGGUUGCCUUAUCCGCUGUGCAACCCCACUGUGCGGAAUUAAGACUGUCGCUUGGCUAUCGUGAAACCCUGCCAGAACCCGAAACUGUGAUUUAAGUUUGGUUUCUUAUCUAAUAAUUGCCCGAGCACUUAACAGCAGCCAUAAAACUGUUAUAAAAUACAGGCCUGAUUCAUUCACCCUAAAGAACAAAGCAAGUGGGAUUAAAAUGUGAGUCUGAGACAUAAAGCCAUGAAGUUUAUACUGUUGGAGGAAAAAAAAAAAAAAAUAGUUUACAAGUCAAUGAUGGUAAUUGCAGCAUUGCUCUGUUUUUAAUACGACUAUUUUAUCAUAAAAAAUGACUAAUGUAACUAUGGCGAUGGAAUAUCUGUUCAGUAUGUAAGGACGUAAAAAUUUUCUGCCACAUAAUAACUAACUGUUAGUAAUAUCUUCCUGAUGACUUCCUGCACGUCAUUUGAUGAUUCGCCAUCUUGGAUUUGACUGCUGCCUAAAUCAAUCGCUCUCGUUUUUAAAGAUAAAGCUCUUGCAUUUGCUUUUGAUUAAGCCUCCAUUUCGCUCUGUGCUCUUGACCUUGCACAGGCUCUGUUUACACUGGAGUACAGGGGCUGGCUGCUUACACUCCCUCUCUUUAUUUAAUUUCAAUCGCUCCCCAGUCGACUCGCCGUUGUACCACUUCCUCUCCGGGUUUUGCGUGCGUUCAGUGAAAAUGAGCUUCACAGACAGUUGACCUUGUAGAUCCACCACCUGAGGUCUGGCACAGCAGAGCCUGCAGAAUGACCCAUGAACUGACCCUGCUGUAAAUCUUUUUGCUUUCUCAUUUUUCAACCCCCAAAAUUCAUUAAUCUCAUAACCAUACAUGAAGAACAGGGUUGGGAAA
Molecule: messenger RNA, 11449 nt
Organism: Ictalurus furcatus (blue catfish)
Lineage: Eukaryota; Metazoa; Chordata; Actinopteri; Siluriformes; Ictaluridae
Gene: brca2
Product: BRCA2 DNA repair associated
Exons: 27
Coding region: 905-8737 (2610 amino acids)
Biological process (GO): regulation of DNA-templated transcription; double-strand break repair via homologous recombination
Source: RefSeq, a predicted model, not a curated record